Messenger RNA from Chaetura pelagica (chimney swift), 993 nucleotides. It is a transcript of the gene PLPBP, whose product is annotated as proline synthetase co-transcribed homolog (bacterial). The transcript has 9 exons. Bases 1 to 918 code for a protein of 305 amino acids. The record is from RefSeq and is a predicted model, not a curated record. Gene Ontology annotation, molecular function: pyridoxal phosphate binding. NCBI's taxonomy places the organism in Eukaryota, Metazoa, Chordata, Aves, Apodiformes, Apodidae. Gene Ontology annotation, cellular component: intracellular anatomical structure.
AUGGAUGUCCAGCGAGACCAGAGUGGAAGCCUGGUUCUGGUCACAGCCAUCAGAGCUAGAGAAACUGGGGAGAAAAGAAUUUUUGUCUCAGGGACCCUGACUUUGCAAAAAGCUUUCCUGGCAAGUAGCUGCUGGAAUGAUAUUACCAGGGCUCUGGGUUAUUCGGCCUGGAGAAGGCUCCAGACGCUGCCGGCCGUGCCGCCGCGCCUGGUCGCGGUCAGCAAGACGAAGCCGGCCGAGAUGGUGAUCGACGCCUACAGGCACGGGCAGCGCAGCUUCGGGGAGAACUACGUUCAAGAGCUGCUGGAAAAGGCAUCGGACUCAAGAAUUCUGUCAUCCUGCCCUGAGAUUAAGUGGCAUUUUAUUGGCCACCUGCAGAAAAGUAACGUCAACAAGUUGAUUGCUGUCCCCAACCUGUUCAUGCUGGAAACGGUGGAUUCUGUGAAGCUGGCAGACAGAGUCAACAGCUCAUGGCAGAAAAAAGGGUCAUCCCAGAAGCUGAAGGUCAUGGUGCAAGUGAACACAAGUGGAGAAGACAGUAAGCAUGGCCUUCCUCCUGGAGACACCACGGCUGCUGUGGAGCAUGUGAUCAACAAGUGUCCCAGCCUGGAGUUCGUGGGGCUGAUGACGAUCGGCAGCGUCGGGCACGACCUUAGUAAGGGGCCAAAUCCUGACUUCCAGAUGCUGCUGUCUCUGAGGCAGGAGGUGUGUGACAAGCUGAACCUCCCCGUUGAGAAGGUGGAGCUGAGCAUGGGCAUGUCCACAGACUUCCAGCAUGCAGUAGAGGUUGGAUCCACAAACGUCAGGAUCGGAAGCACCAUUUUUGGAGAGCGAGAUUAUUCCAACAAAGCAGGGGGUGGCAAGGGCCCUGCUGAAGCUGGAGGCAAAACAGAGACUGUGACAGCCCAGGGUCAUUAGAUGGAAACCAAAAGAGUGGCCUGGGGAGAGGACAGAUGAUGGGAGACCUCACUAUGCAUCCCCACUUCCCUCCGU